AAUGGAAAGCAUUUAGUCAAAACGGCGCUAAAACACGUUAACAGACUGACUCUUUGCCUUUGGUUGCUGAAUUUAUUUAUUUUUGUCAAUUAGCUAUAGCUAGGUAGACAACGUUUUAUUUUAUAGACCACGACAAUAAUACAUCCACAGACUGCACAAGUGGUGUUUCGCGAAAUAACAAGACUAGCCAGUUAUUAUGAAUGCUAAUGUUGAGACGCUAGCCUAGCUGAUGAUGUCCAGUCUUCCUCAAAAUAAUUUGAAGGAACAACUCGAGAGACAUAGCAAUGCUGCUCAGAGAAAACUGUCGUUGUCUAAACCCAAACCAGGGACAUUUUGUUUCAAAAAGAAGUCCACAUCAGGUAUCACCAAGGUGGAAGUUCACACUAAGGUAAACAGCUCAAAUGGUUUAACAAACAGGAGUGUCAAUGUUCCUCAUGAUAAUGCAGUAAUUAAACCUCCUUUGACGUUUUCAACCAAGCCCGAAAGACCUCUCGCCAAAAUCAACUUCUCCUCAGUCAAUCCCAAAAGCAAGUAUGAAGCCAUCAGUCCUGUAUUAACCCCCUUUUCGGGGAGGAAAACCAUCCCAGCUGUGUCUGCUGCAAAGAUCUCCCCUGCUUUGACCAACUCUGAUAGCUUGAUCACAGGUAGCAAUGGCAGCAAACCCACAGGACUUGAUAGCUCUUUUGGUAUUCCCCUGGACGGAUGGGAUGAUUUUGAUGACUUUGAAACCCCUGUCAAGGGCAAAAGUACUCUACCAAGUCCAGGGAUCUCAGGUAGGUGUGCCAAGGUGACACCUGUUUCCAGUGUUGAACAAUUGGAUACUAACACACACAGAUCAGACAAAUAUGUCCCUCUACGAGCGCUGAAUACAAAGACCAACAGCCGUCAUAGAAAUAAGUGUAGUCUUGAUGGGACAGAACAAUGUACUCUCACAAUGGAGGACUCACAAGAUGCUUCGGAGUCUGCCAGUACUGCGCCAAGAGACAAUCCCAUCCAGGAUCCAGCAGAGUGGGAGCACUGGGAGGUGGAGGAUUCUCCCAUUAAAAUGGUUAGAAGACGACCUUCUGCUUAUCAAGCCAAGUCUGUGCUGAGUGACAGUGAAGAUGAGAACAUCACUGCACCCGGUCCAGUUGAAAAGAUAGAUCAUCAAAGUAAAUGGAAUGAGACAGAUGUCAUAGACAUUGAUGACAAGUCCGAGCUAGAUGGAGACCUAGAUUUCAUCCCCCCUUCCCCAAGUCCAGAGGAUUUCAGUCAUUCUACUUCUACAAAGGAAACAAGAUUGAAGUCAGCUGGCUCUGCAGUCCGUAAAGACAACAGUCCUGAAUCAACAAGAGGGUCGGUGUCGAGCCUACAAAGAGUGUCUGAUGGUCCUCUGAAAGAAAGAAAAGUCACCAAUCCAAAAUCUGAAGAUCAGCUCUUGAGUAUCAUGGAGUCCAUCUGUGCUCUGGUGGAUUCCAUCCCUGAUCAUGAACUAUUAGGCCUGUCCUGUGGGACAGAGCUCUUACUGCAGCGGGCUUAUAGGAAAAGGAUAAUUGCUACUGGCAGCAGUGACACAUCUUCAAGGACACAACAGCCAGACAGCACUGUCUUGGAAUCCAGAUUCAGUGAAAAGACUACUUUUUCCUUUGCUACUCCAAGUGUCAUGUCUUCCACCACUUGCCUGCCCAAGGGUAAAGGAGAUUCUUCCAUGAAAGCCCUUCCCUUCAGGAGGUCCUCAGUCAUAUCUGUGGACUACGACAGUAGUGUUUUUGAGGACUCUGACUGUAUGAUCAAUGUCCAGACUCCAGGCAUCUCUUGGAGACCCAGCUCUCAGGAAAAUCCUAUUUUCACUAGAGACAAGAAGGCAUCCACAACAGGCCAAAGUAAUUGUGACUCUCCAUCGAAUUACGGUAUCUUCAAAAAACAAAUUGUUGAUGUGGCUCAGUCAAAUUUCUUCUCACCGAAGAGCCCGGCAGCUGCUGUACAAAUGACAGGGGAGAGCAGUACCCAAGCCUCUGUGGCACAAGCCCCAGCAGUUACGGAGCCAGACGAUUUCUUCAUUGAUGACUUUGACAUAGAUGACUUCAAUGAUUCAGAUAUCCCUGAUUACUUUGAACCCCCAAGCUCCUCAGCGUCAAUGCAGGACUCCAGUUCUAUCUCUAAAGCGGUGCGUGAGGGAGGACCAAGUACAUCAACAUGGCAGAAGAAACCAGCUACACCAGCUCCUGUGGCCAAGCCUCCUAAAAUCACCUCUCCUGAGCCCACAUACAGAAACCCUGCUCACGAUCGCUUCAGAGGCUUCAACUUCCCCCACUGUCCAGAGAUGAUGAAGAUUUUCCACAAGCGCUUUGGUCUCCAUCAGUUCCGAUUCAAUCAGUUGGAAGCCAUUAAUGCUACGUUGUUAGGUGAAGACACAUUUGUCCUGAUGCCAACAGGAGGGGGUAAAAGUCUUUGUUACCAGCUGCCGGCCUGUGUGUGUGCAGGAGUCACUGUGGUCAUCUCACCACUGAAAUCACUCAUUGUAGACCAGGUCCAGAAACUCACUACUCUGGAUAUUCCCGCCACAAGUUUGUCUGGUGAGAAGACUGACAGUGAAGCAGCCAGGAUCUACUUGCAGCUGUCCAAGAAGGACCCCAUAAUUAAAUUGCUCUAUGCAACUCCUGAAAAGGUGUGUGCGAGUGGCAGGAUGAUCAGUGCCCUUCAGAACCUGUAUGAGAGAGGUCUUCUAGCACGCUUUGUCAUUGAUGAGGCUCACUGUGUCAGUCAGUGGGGCCAUGACUUCCGGCCAGACUAUAAGCGGAUGUACGAGCUGCGGCAGAAGUUCCCCAAAGUGCCGAUCAUGGCCCUGACCGCCACUGCCACCCCCCGCGUCCAGAAGGACAUCCUCAAUCAGUUGCAGAUGACCCAGCCUCAGGUGUUUACCAUGAGCUUCAACAGAAACAACCUCAAAUAUGCUGUGUUACCCAAGAAACCCAAGAAGGUAGAUGAGGACUGCAUUGACUGGAUCAAGAAGAAUUAUCCACGUGAUUCUGGCAUUGUGUACUGCCUGUCCCGUAAUGACUGUGACAACAUGGCUGACAGUCUUCAGAGAGCUGGUAUACUAGCACUAGCCUACCAUGCAGGCAUCAAUGACAAAGACAGAGAAUAUGUGCAGACCAAAUGGAUCAAUCAGGAUGGCUGCCAGGUCAUAUGUGCCACCAUAGCCUUUGGCAUGGGCAUCGACAAGCCUGAUGUGCGCUAUGUGAUCCACGCCAGUCUCCCCAAGUCAGUAGAAGGCUACUACCAGGAGUCAGGCAGAGCAGGCAGGGACGGAGAGAUCUCUCACUGCAUCCUCUUCUACUCCUACUCUGACGUCAUCCGCAUCAAGAGAAUCCUCACCAUGGACAAAGAUGGAAACCACCAUACCAAAGCCACUCACUUGAACAAUCUGCACAGUAUGGUACAUUUCUGUGAGAACGUGAUGGACUGCCGAAGGAUACAGUUGCUGGCUUACUUUGGAGAGCACAAGUUCAACCCAGGCUUCUGCAAGGAACACCCUGAUGUCAUCUGUGACAACUGUGCCAGACCCAAUAAAUACAAAGCAAGAAACGUGACUGAAGAUGUGAAGAAGAUUGUGAGAUUUGUCCAGGAGAAUUGUGAAAAAGUUGGCUCCAGAUACAGCAAAUCUGCGAACCAAAACCGACUGACUCUGAACAUGUUGGUGGACAUUUUCUUGGGUGCUAAAACCGCCCGUAUCCAGUCAGGGAUGUUUGCGAUAGGAAAGGCUUACUCCAAACACAACGCUGACCGGCUGUUCAAGAAGCUGGUUCUGGAUCACCUUCUGGUGGAGGACCUGUACAUCACAGCCAACAGCCAGGCAGUGGCCUACAUCUCUGCUGGACCCAAAGCCAUCAAUGUCCUCGGGGGACACAUGCAGGUGGAGUUCUAUGAGACCGAGAGUGCCUCCAGCAUCAGGAAGCACAAAACUGCUGUGGCCAAGGAUGUCUCCAAGAGUGAGGAGAUGGUCCAGAAGUGUCUGCAGGAGCUCACUGAUCUGUGCAAGAGGUUGGGCAAAGUCUUUGGCAUUCACUAUUACAACAUCUUCUCCACUGCCACCCUGAAGAAGAUAGCCGAGACUCUGUCGGCCGACCCGAAUGUGCUGUUGACGAUUGAUGGUGUGACGGAGGACAAACUGGAGAAGUAUGGAGCAGAUGUCAUCGCGCUUCUGCAGAAAUACUCUGAGUGGAAGCUACCUGUGGAGGAGCAGUCUGACACCACUGAAGGAAGCUCCACUAUGGCAUGGAUAGACACAAGCAGAGGCCGCGGAGACGACGAGGAGGACUGUUAUGAGGACGACGCUGGAUCUUCCAGUUAUUUCAACAGUAACAACGGCAGAGGAGCGAAAAGGAAAAAGGCCCCCGCCUUCAAGAAAUCCAAAAAGAGAAAAGGAUAUACAAACUCCAACUCUAAAGGGAAGUACAGCAACAAUGGGUCGUGGACAGGGUCCAACUCCAGAGGUGGAUCUAAAGGCCGGGGGUCAGCAGCAGGACGUGCGUCAGCAGCAGGGCGGGGCUCAAGGCCUUCAGCAGCAGGCCCAGUGGGGAGGAGGCCCGGCUUUAUGGCCCUCCCCACACCACAAACAAACAGCCGGCCAUUCCUCAAACCAUCCUUCUCUGUACUGUAGGAGUAUAACUCCUGGCCAUACCUGGAGUCUAACAGAUGGAUUUUGGAGUAGCAAGGAAACUCCUAGUUAGUAGAGGAUUUGAGACUGGGGUUCAAUUUGAUUCCAAUUUACUUGUAAAUUAUUUACUUGUUUCAUUUUAACUGUUGCACGAAUGUGUGUUUCUGUACAGCGUCUUCAAUAGUCUUUGUUUUUUUGCUUCUUUAGCAGUAUUUCUUAUCCAUUCUGACGUGAAGUUUUCCACUUUUAAUAAAGGCUCAUAAAUUAUUCCUAAAUGUGAUACUGGUUUCUGGAAAAGGUAAAUAUGGGAAAUUGUGUUUUGUUUUGAACCACGCCCUUAAUACUGUACUUUCAUUUACCCAAAAGCAUGGAAUGUGUAAUGUUCCCUGUAGAUGGCACUAUAUAAUCUGAGCUUUAAAAAAAAAAAGUGUAAUUUGCAUUGAAGAGCCAUAAACCACAAGAAGCCCAUUUUUAAAUGUUUAUUCAAUGUUUAUUUCAAAUUUGAAUAGUUUAAUGGCACCAGUUACAAGGGACUAUCAGAGAGAAACAAUAUUGUAUACUGUUUUGUACAGAAGGUUUUCUACAGUAUAAACAUGGGAUUCAGAAUGGAUCUGAACUGGAUUUGGCACAUUUGUAUAUUCAUAUUACGUAAAUAAACAGCAACCUUCAUUGGAGAGAGAAAGAUACAUAAGACACGUCUACAGACACGUAUGCAUAUACACUUAUUUACAUGUAUAUGCACAGCUGUGCAUAUACACUUAUUUACAUGUAUAUGCACAGCUGUGUGAGUGUUUGCUUGGGAGCUGGCGAUGGGGUGGAAGCAUAUUACAACAAGGUGACAUAAUAAUGACUGGUUCUAUUAACUCCCUCAGCUCUAUAGCUGUAGCUCUGUCUGCCCUAUACUUGUUAAGUAGCAUUACUGUGGGAGUAAAGGGGACCUUCAGGAAAAGACCGCUCAAUGCCAUUUACCUUUUGCAGUUAAACUAGCUCAUCUGCUGGCAUGUUAAUUUUCAAGCUGUACUUUUCACUUGACUACUAUUUCAUCUUCAUGUCAUUGGCAAACUGUCAUGUAGAAUAUCUUGUACCUCCUUUAAUCAGAGUAAUGGCCAAUCAAUGUUAUUUAUUAGUCUGUGGUUUCCAUAAUGAUUUCUAACAUACUAUAUGUAAACCAGGGCAGUUGUCCAAAGAUAACAGAAAUCCCCUAUUGUUUUACACACUACCAGCAAGAGUCUGAAACAUCUACCAGACAAACAAGUACUACAGCCAGUUCCCAGGAGAGAUCAAAGAAACUAAUGUAAACAUGACAUCACCAGAUCAAAUGUACUGUACAGAUUCAAGGUUUUUCAGAGGCAACGUGCCUGUACAGAUUCAGACGGAUAUAGAACUACAUAACUUUCCCUCAGAUACACAAAUGACUCACUCUGCCGUAAGUGCCGACCAUACAUCACAUGGGAUCAGUAACCACCACCCUACAUUAACAACAGCUACAUAGUAAACAGUGUUUUCCAUUUAAGCCUGUGAGAUUAAAGGGUAGUCCAUACAUUAUGAGGAGGGUACUCUGCAUCUGUCUCUGUCCAUUCACUCAUUUGCCCCUUUGUUAAAAAUGCAGAGCUGUUAGGGACUAAAGAUUCCAGGCACGGGAAAGACCCUUCGGUCACAAUGAAUUCCAACAUCCCAAUAAGAGCUUUAACAAUGGAAGGAAAAAAACAUCUAUAAAAUAUGGUACAUACUAAGAAUAAUAACUCUUCAUUUUACAUUAUUACUGUGUUUUAUGAAAAAGGAAAAGGCGCGUACCAUGAGCUCUAAUUUGUUGGUAAUGUAAUUACACUACAUGACAAAAGUAUGUGAACAUCUCAUUCUGGAGUUGGUCCACUAGAUGUUGGAACAUUGCUACAGGGACUUCCUUUCAGCCACAACAGCAUUAGUGAAGUCGGGCACUGAUUUUGGGCGAUUAGGCCUGGCUCGCAGUCGCCGUUCCAAUUCAUCCCAAAGGUGUUCGAUGGGGUUGAGGUUGGGGAUCUGUACAGGCCAGUCAAGUUGUUCUACACAGAUCUCUACUAACCGUUUCUGUAUGGACCUCGCUUUGUGCACGGGGGAAUUGUCAUGCUGAAACAGGAAAGGACCUUCCCCAAUCUGUUGCCACAAAGUUGGAAGCACAGAAUCAUCUAGAACAUCAUUGUAUGCCAUAGUGUUAAGAUUUCCCUUCAAUGGAAAUAAGGGGCCUACCCCGAACCAUUAUUUAUCAUCCACCAAAAUUUACAGUUGGGAUUAUGCAUUGGGGCAGGUAGUGUUCUCCUGGCAUCUGCUAAACCCAGAUUAGUCUGUCGGACUGCCAGAUGGUGAAGUGUGAUUCAUCACUCCAGAGAAUGCAUUCCCACUGCUCCAGAGUCCAAUGGUGCCGAACUCAGUAGUGAGUGUUGCAACCAAGGACAAACGAUUUUUAGGCGCUACGCGCUUCAGCACUCGGCUGUCCUGUUCUGUGAGCUUGCCUUCCACUUCGCAGCUGAGCCGUUGUUACUCCUAGACGUUUCCACUUCACAAUAAAUUGCAUGGCUAUGUGCUCAAUGUUACACACCUGUCAGCAACAGGUGUGGCUGAAAUAGCCAUAUCCACUCAUUUGAAGGGAUAUGGCUGAAAUAGCCAUAUCCACUCAUUUGAAGGGAUGUCCACAUACUUUUGACCAUGUAGUAUACAAUGACAGUCAACUGAUUUUUGACACUGCAAAAAAACAGCACAAUGUCCAGUGUAAGACUUCUGUUUACAUUUCUAUGUCCAUUUGCUCUUACAAUUUGACUGAUUAUUGCUUAUUGAAUGAUGCUGCCUUAAUUGUUGCAUGCUUGGAAAGAACAUUAAAGCUGCAUAAUGCUGAUAAUGUGUACGAACAUAGACCAUCAAUUGACCUUUUUUCUCUUCCAGUUCCCUGACCUUUAAGAAGUAACACUAACAGACUGUCUGGAACUGUCUUGUUGACAUUUACAGUAUUUAGCAUUAGGCAAGUUAUAAAUAGGAAAUAUGAAUGUAUAAAAUAACAAAAAAGUACUGUUAUCUUGCAUACUGGAUCAACACUCCCCAUCCAGGUACAGACAAAUUCAACCUUUCAAGUCAUCCUCUAUCUUUGUGUGCUGUUCAUUGGAAGUGCAUGCAUGAUACACGAGCAUAAGGAGCAUGCAUAUUUGACUCAGGAAUUUCUGCCUUUCUAUGGUACGUAACUGUUACUGCACCAGAUUUGCUACUAAGGGCUGCUUUUAGCACACCUCUGCCAUAAACAUGGGUAUUUCACACAGCAGAUGUCUGGGCCCCACACUGUUGAUGGAGGGUUAAGAACUGAAAUGUCUAGGACCACAGUAGACACCCAGCCGUAGCAUUGACUAGUAUAUGCUGCAGUGUCUUCCUUGCCGGGUCUACUUCAACUAGCAGGGUCCUGUUGGGGGACAGACUACACUCAGGGCCAGGGGAUGCAGUGCUCUGGAUACAUGGGCCCAGGCUGGGCUCCCCAGGGCAGAGCAGGCAACAGCACCGCUGGGGGAUCAGAGCAUGGAGCAACUCUGUGGAGGUCAUGGUGUUAAAUAACAGGCCAAAACAAGAAUGGCUGCAGCCAAUAGUCAUGAGCACCAAAUGGUCACAUAUGCAUUCCCCUUUGAUUAUACUCGUACCGGCCUCGUGGCAUGUGAGGCUGGUCGACUCAUCAGUGCUCAUUUAUUUUCACAUCCCUUGAACCUCUACCUUUUCUCAUUCAAUCUCUUUCUGUCAAUAUCUUUCUGUAUCGUUUUCUCUCACUUUAAAAAAAAUAAGACCAUAUUUUUUAUCUGUCAACACUUCACAUUAUCAGCUUGAAGUGUGUUACAUUCCUACAUACAAACACACAACACACACACCUGGACCAGGUACAGUAGAGGAGGUAGAGAUGAAACCCCACAAAAACAGAUUUGACCCAAUAUCAGCCAUGACAGCAGAAUUACUGCUCCCUUGAGCUAUGAGACAGAAUAGUCUGCACAGACACCUCUCAAAACGUGGAAAACGACUGACCAAUCUGCAUUGUCUUUGGAGUACUAUGUUUUCUGUUGGUAUUGUAGUCCAGUCUACUUUUGACAAUAUGUAUAUAUGUUCCUCCACCAUCUGUUGUGCCUUCCUGGCCUACAGUGGGCAUUUUAAAUAGCUCUCUUGACAACUAAAAAGUAUGCAUGCUGGUGGAGUGAGAGAGUUGUGAUCUAUACGGAGUGGAUCUGGAUAAAAGCCCAGUUUUUGAGUCAACCCCUUCUCAUAUAUGUCCAUAAAUGCCAGACCUCACUUGAAACACAGAGCUAAAAAAAAUUAUAAUUUCAUCUUCAAUAACAAAAUAUCAUUUCAGUUCUGUUAAAAAUAUACAUGGAAAAACUGUCAAUAGGAAACAAACUACUUUGUACAAAAAGUACAUCAUUGUUAUUCUUAUACUAACAAUUAAUUACAGUAUAAUAUACGCAAAAAUGAAGAGCAAGGUUGAUAUGGAACUGAAAGAAAUCAUACAUUUCAACAGAUCUUAACAUAAUCAAGAAAUGUACAUAAAACAAAAUGAAGAAAUAUGACAAAACAAAUGCACACAUUCAAAAGUACUGGAGUAUUUAACCUAAAGAGUAUUGCACAUCUACCUAGACUGGUCCUAUUGGUGCUAGUGAGUGUUUCCAAGAUGUUGAUCAUCAACAGUUACUGACACUAUGGGGUCACAUAACACCAUGGUCACUGGUUAAUUUAACUGUAUCCUUUAUAAAAACUUCAAAUGGAUUUCAACUUCACAGCUUCUACUUUAUACACCUAUUGUAUUUCCACUAAAGUAUAACUUUAAAACAAUUCGAAUUUAAAACGUUCUUCAUAUCAUAUACUUUUUUCUUCAUAAAAGGCAUUUGGUAAUCAUCCCCGACUUACUCAAUUUCAAUCACUUGCGCUUUGUUCUGAUCAAUGAAAACCAUUCUAGAUGUAUGGCUUGGGAUGGAUGUUUCUUCAUCUUAAAAGGCAUGACUGUCUACUUCACUGAACACUUUUCAAAGCUGUAUUCAUUUCACUUCAUUCUGAACCAUUUCGAUGACUUGGUGGCUUCCCUGAUAUCCUUGCAUCACAUUCUUCCCCUAUGCAAAUGCAAUUUAUUUUCCAAACAAUACAUAGUAAAUGUAGGCAACAUUCAUUCAU
Oncorhynchus kisutch (coho salmon) is the source of this 9799-nucleotide messenger RNA. RefSeq names its product BLM RecQ like helicase (gene blm). Gene Ontology annotation, cellular component: chromosome; cytoplasm; nucleus. Lineage: Eukaryota; Metazoa; Chordata; Actinopteri; Salmoniformes; Salmonidae. Bases 230 to 4642 code for a protein of 1470 amino acids. The transcript has 21 exons. Gene Ontology annotation, molecular function: DNA binding; ATP binding; 3'-5' DNA helicase activity. Gene Ontology annotation, biological process: double-strand break repair via homologous recombination; DNA replication; telomere maintenance. The record is from RefSeq and is a predicted model, not a curated record.